AUGGAUCAGGCAAAGUUGGCUAGAAUGCAGCAGAGCGUGCGGAUUGCUAAAGCUAACAUAACCUUUCUCACUCUGACAGGAGGCAAGGGUACUCCCCGCCGCAAGGUCAAGAAGGUCCACAAGUCCUCCGGUGCCGACGACAAGAAGCUCCAGGCCACCCUGAAGAAGAUGAACGUCCAGCCCAUCCAGGCCAUCGAGGAGGUUAACAUGUUCAAGGAGGACGGAAACGUCAUCCACUUUGGUGCUCCUAAGGUCCACGCCUCCGUCCCCUCCAACACUUUCGCCCUCUACGGCAACGGCGAGGAGAAGGAACUCACCGAGCUCGUCCCCGGUAUCCUGAACCAGCUUGGCCCCGACAGCCUUGCUUCCCUCCGCAAGCUCGCCGAGAGCUACCAGAACAUGCAGAAGAACCAGGCCGGCGCUGACGGCAAGAAGGACGAUGAGGAGGAUGAUAUCCCCGAUCUCGUUGAGGGCGAGAACUUCGAGAGCAACGUCGAGUAA
Messenger RNA from Aspergillus luchuensis, 501 nucleotides. RefSeq names its product nascent polypeptide-associated complex subunit family protein (gene EGD1). The coding region runs from base 1 to 501 and encodes 166 amino acids. The transcript is spliced from 4 exons. The record is from RefSeq and is a predicted model, not a curated record. Lineage: Eukaryota; Fungi; Ascomycota; Eurotiomycetes; Eurotiales; Aspergillaceae. Gene Ontology annotation, cellular component: nascent polypeptide-associated complex; cytosol.